This is a messenger RNA of Fusarium subglutinans, 1521 nucleotides long. RefSeq lists its product as uncharacterized. NCBI's taxonomy places the organism in Eukaryota, Fungi, Ascomycota, Sordariomycetes, Hypocreales, Nectriaceae. Bases 1 to 1521 code for a protein of 506 amino acids. The record is from RefSeq and is a predicted model, not a curated record. The transcript has a single exon.
AUGGGACAACUGCUGGACCUCCCCGAUGAGAUACUCACUUAUAUCUGCAUCUCGAUAAGCGAUUCGGAUCGUGUAGGUCUCUUCCAAGUCAUACAUGCCAACAAGAGACUACACAAAAUUGCCUCGCCUCUUCUCGUACGCCAUUGGCCGCUUCAUUGGGGGAGAUUGAGCCGCCGUGCACAUGCUCGCUUUGCAGUGCAUCUUGUUCGAAAUCCUCACCUACAGAGGAAUGUCAAAUCAAUUGUCUUUGAAGACCUGGUCCCUUUCGAAGAAGAUUCAUUCAGGGCUAGUCCUGGUGAGUUUGAUGAUCUUGCUGUACCAGCACAUCAGCUCUUUCCAGAUGAACCGAGCUGGUGCGAAGGAUUGAUCCGGGCAUGCAUAGACCCUGUAGCAGUGCUUCUCUUAGCUUUAUGUACCAGAAUCGAGAGCCUGGACCUCACGAUCUCGUGCUCUGAUCUAGAGUCAAGAAUGUUGGUGAUGGAACUCGUGUCUUUGUCUCUCAAGCGUAGUGGUCCUCGACGACCACUAGGGAACCUUCAGCUCGGUAUGCUCAGAUGGGAAGACAAUGACGGCCCGGGGCACAUUCAGUAUGCGGCACCAUUCUUUCACCUUCAAAAACUCAAAACUCUUGCUCUCUCAGCAUUGUCUGACAAGAUACCGCUUAAAAACAUUUUCCACGAGGAGGAUCUGAAAGAAGGGUCGAAACUGGGCUUGGAUCCUGACAUCUACCAGACGCGGUUCCCUAAUCGGACUUCGCCUAUCGAGGAAUUGAUCCUAGCAGCCGCUUGCCUCACAAGCCAGGGACUGCUCACAGUUGUCAGCUCUUGCAAAGGACUAAAGAAGCUCGCCUUUACUUGCCAAGACCUUGACCUACAUAUCGAUGAACAUAACAGUGUUCUGCUCAAACAGGCGUUGCUGCUCCACGCAGCAACCUUGGAGGAGCUCGCGUUCGAUCUUGAAGAUCAUUUCCUUGAGGACAAUGAUGGGAGCUUAGAAGGCGAGCCUCAUAUUGGUCUCAAUUGUUUAAAAGACUGUUUUCAACAGAUGGAGAAGCUCAAGCGCCUCACUAUGGAUAUUCAUGCUCUGUACUUCUUCGACGACCCACUGAGCGAUAAAAUGCUGGAUUGUCUACCGAGAUCACUUGAGUAUCUUGGCCUCGAGUGCGAACUUGCAACUGAUCAGCCAGAAGUUCUGAGGUAUAUCGAAAUACUUUGCCCGGUUCUGGAGGCUUGCGGGCCAGGGAACCGUUUUUGUGCGCUGAAAACUCUCGAGUUAUGUUUGUCUGUGAAUGGUGGAGCAGAUGCGAGCCUAUACGACCCGCUCAAAGAGCUAGCGCGGGAGAAGGGUAUCGAAUUUGUAGUUACUCGCGAAGCCCAGGGAUGGGGUACUGCUUGGGAGGCAAUGGGUGUUAUGCCUGUCCCAAACCCCCCUUUAGCCGUGGCUGACAGCAAUUUCGACUACUAUGAAUCUAGUCUCUCACCCUCAGAUGAUUCCGGAGAUGGAAGCUUAGGUUUUGAGUAA